Molecule: messenger RNA, 456 nt
Organism: Lasiodiplodia theobromae
Lineage: Eukaryota; Fungi; Ascomycota; Dothideomycetes; Botryosphaeriales; Botryosphaeriaceae
Exons: 3
Coding region: 1-456 (151 amino acids)
Source: RefSeq, a predicted model, not a curated record
AUGGCCACUCUCCACUACCUCCCUCCUGUUAAGCCCUCGGCUAUCGCCCUCGGCACCAUCUACACGCACGCGGUCUCGCUGGCCGUCCUCGGCCCCGUCUUUGGCGACACGUAUCGGCAAGCGCAGGCAGCCAACUCCAAGGAGGAGUUCUUCAAGUCCAAGGAGGCCGCGACGGCAGCGGCUAGCUACGGUUCGAGCUUGGUAGGCAGCGCUGUGCAGGCGUACGGUGUGGGCGCGCUUCUCAACGCCACCGGCACCCUCAGCUACAAGGGCGCCGCGUACCUGGGCGGUCUUAUCUUCUUCGCCAGCUCAGCACCUUCGCUCGUUGCCCACAUCAUCACCGAGAAGCGUCCUCUCGAACAGGUUGCCGUUGGCGCAGUCGCCAGGCUCCUGGAGACUGUUGGUCUCAGCUUGACCCUCACCUGGUGGGGCACCCGCACCAACCCUUUUGAAUAA